AUGGUUGCUAGAACAAUUGCUGCAGAAGAAUGCAACAGGAAACAAAUCCUUGUUUUUGAGCCUUUGAGUGAAAUCGGGAACAUGCAGCAACAAACGAACCAAGGAGUGGCAAAGAAGAUGCUGGCUGUAGAAGCAAACAACAGGCGAUACAAAACUCAACCCAUAGAAAGGGACACAGAAAAACAGCUA
This is a messenger RNA of Dovyalis caffra, 189 nucleotides long. The record is from the annotation of a GenBank genome assembly. Lineage: Eukaryota; Viridiplantae; Streptophyta; Magnoliopsida; Malpighiales; Salicaceae.